AUGGGUUUAUCACCUUUUCAGUUAGUUUAUGGGAAAACAUGUCAUUUGCUAGUGGAGAUGGAGCAUAAAGCUUUGUGGGCUCUGAAAUUUCUGAAUUUAGAUCCUUAUGAUACUCAGAGUAAGCGUAGAAGGCAGAUGCUGGAGCUUGAAGAGAUGCGAUUGCAUGCAUAUGACUCAUCUAGGAAUUAUAAAAAAAAGGUAAAAUUCUAUCAUGACAGGAAGUUUAUAAAGAGGGUUUUCAAUCUAGGGCAGCAGGUGUUAUUGUUCAAUUCACGUUUGAAGUUGUUUCCUGGAAAGUUGAAGUCAAAAUGGUCAGGGCCCUCCAUAGUAAAGAACGUGCACCCUCAUGAAGCAAUUGAAUUGGUAGAUCCAGCUGCUAGUGAUCCAUAG
This is a messenger RNA of Vigna radiata var. radiata (mung bean), 390 nucleotides long. RefSeq lists its product as uncharacterized. The transcript has a single exon. The record is from RefSeq and is a predicted model, not a curated record. Bases 1 to 390 code for a protein of 129 amino acids. Lineage: Eukaryota; Viridiplantae; Streptophyta; Magnoliopsida; Fabales; Fabaceae.